CUAUAUGAUCAUUAAAAUAAAGCAUAUACAAUACUUGUAUAUCUUUUUCUUUAAUCUAAAUAUUUCCCUUUAUAUAGAUGUGACUUUGUAAUUAGACUCCCACAUUUUACAAAUAUCCCAAUACUACACAUAACCUUACUCUCAUAUAACCAAGGCUUAUUACAAAUUUGCAACCCAUAAGAUACUUUCAGGGUUGAAGUGUUACAUCAUGGCAUACAAGCAAAUGAGGCCAGCAGCAUCCUUCUUGUUGUUUCUUAACUUCUGCAUGUAUGUAGUUGUUUUGGGCAUAAGUGGUUGGUCUAUGAACCGGAUUAUUGAUCAUGGAGGUGUUCAAGGACAAAAUGGGGCAACAUUUUUCUUCAUAACAUACUCGCUAAUAGCGGGAGCAGUUGGGGCAGUCUCAUGCUUGUAUGGACUAAACCAUGUUACAUAUUGGGGUCAUGAUAGCUUGCCAGCCACCGCUGCCGCCGCCUCCGUCGCUUGGAGCCUUACCGUGCUUGCGUUGGGCUUUGCUUCCAAACAUAUUAGGCUACACACCGAUAGUCAUCGCCUGAAAACAUUGGAGGCGUUCAUCAUCAUCCUUAGCGGGACAAUGCUUAUGUACAUUGGAGCCAUUCAUGGAGCAAUCAAAAGAGGAAACUAGAAGAUGUUCAAAUCAAUUUACCAACACAUAUUUAUAUUAAUAUUCGUUUGUUCAUAUAAUUAAAUUUGUUCAUAUAAAAUAUGGUUACGUUUGUGGAAGUGCAUGUAGCUUUGAUUUGUUUGUUGUAAUCUCUGAAAAGAUUCAAAUUUGCGAGUGUAGCUUUGAUUUGUUUGUUGUAAAUCUCAAUACGUUUGCAUAAAUAGAUAAGAGGAAUGGAAGAAAUAGAAAAGAUUGUUUCAUAGUUUCAUCUUGUAUUAUUGAUUGUACAUUAUACUGUUAAUAUAUUGCAAAUGCAUUUAUCAA
Molecule: messenger RNA, 946 nt
Organism: Chenopodium quinoa (quinoa)
Lineage: Eukaryota; Viridiplantae; Streptophyta; Magnoliopsida; Caryophyllales; Amaranthaceae
Exons: 5
Coding region: 209-643 (144 amino acids)
Source: RefSeq, a predicted model, not a curated record